Messenger RNA from Periophthalmus magnuspinnatus, 1470 nucleotides. It is a transcript of the gene gpalpp1, whose product is annotated as GPALPP motifs containing 1. The transcript has 7 exons. Bases 141 to 1178 code for a protein of 345 amino acids. The record is from RefSeq and is a predicted model, not a curated record. Lineage: Eukaryota; Metazoa; Chordata; Actinopteri; Gobiiformes; Gobiidae.
GACAAAAAAUUAGCCAAUAGCAAUGCAGGUGUACUAUUUACAUCCUAAGUGAAAGGUGGUCACAAGUUCUGAGCAAUUUAUGUGAUAUGUUUUUGUUUUACGUUUAAUAAAGGGGAAAGCAAUCUUAUUUUGUUGAAAAUAUGUCGUCUAAUGCUAUCGGCCCAGCGUUGCCUCCCCAUCUGAGGAAAGAUAAAGACGAGAAGGACUCCAGUUCGGAUGAUGAACUCGUCGGUCCUGCGUUGCCUCCCGGGUACAAACGAGGCGAUCCGAGUUCUUCGGACGAAAGUGAAAACGAUGUGUCGGUAAAAAGGGUCAAAACAAGCCACUCCACUGAAAAUCAACAAGAAAAUUCAAAGACUGAAGAUGAUUAUGUCGAUGACGAUGGGUUCUUUGGACCAGCUCUUCCACCAGGAUUCAAGAAACAGCAGAGCUCACCUGAAAUGACCCUUGUAAUAGGACCAGCCUUACCACCUGGUUUUCGUAGAUGGUCUGGUGAUGAUGAUGAGGUUGAUGAUGAAGAUGUAGCAGGUUUUUCAGGACCAGCUCUGCCUCCUGGAUACCAGCACCAGGCAUACAGCAGUGAGGAUGAGGAUGCGAUUGGACCUAUGCCAUCCAAAGGACCCAUCAAAGACUCCAUGGCUUUGGACAUUGAACGAAGGGCACAAAGAAUGAAAGAUAAGCUGUUAGGAAAUGAGGCUCCAGUUAUGCCCACACGGGAAUCAUGGAUGACAGAACUCCCGCCUGAACUACAACAUAUCGGCCUUGGUGCUCGGACGUUCAAAAAAAGAUCUGGUCCAGAGAAAAGUGACCGCUCAAUUUGGACAGAUACAGCUGCAGACCGAGAGCGCAAAGCCAGGGAGCAUCUUGAAGCGAAAAACAAAGAAGAAAAGGGUAAAGAUAGUGCCCCACAGCUCUCCAGAAAAGACAUUGAGAUGGCAGAGAAAGUAUCCAAAUAUAAUGAGUCCAAACGUGCUGAGUCUCUCAUGAGUUUACACUCAAAGAAGAUGAAGGAGAAGGCCAAAGAAAAGGUAGAUCAGCCAGUGGAGAGGAGGCCAUUUGAUCGAGAUGCAGACCUUCAAGUAAACCGCUUUGAUGAAGCUCAGAAGCAAAGACUGCUGAAAAAAUCUCAAGAACUUAACACACGCUUCUCCCACAGCAGGGACCGAAUGUUUCUCUGAGGAUUUAUUUCUGUUUAGAAAUCAAUGAAUCUCUUUAUAAUGACAUAAACACCCUUAGCUGUUCCUUGUCAGUUUGUAAUAUACAAGUUGUUAAUUUUGCUUUUACUUGAGCUAAAAACAAAUAAAAUGGCAAAUGUUUAGUCUAAAAGUGCCACACGAAGGACCACAUUUGUAAUUAGGUAGUACUGAAUAAAAACUGUAUAAUGUUGAAGAUGUGUUAUUUUAAAUAUCUAGUUUGUCUGAAUAAUUUUUCAUUUUUGAUCUUCCAUCGUUUAACAUAAAAUGAUAUGAA